ACAAAGACUAAGUCAAUUGACUUAGUGUUGGACCUACUGGACAUACUUCGGAUUGGGCCUGCGAUUCCUCAUGGGCCUUCUCCUUUCUCCUUCUUCUCUUCCGCUCUCAUCAGUCUGGUCCUUCUCUUCUUAUCCUAUAUUCACUUUCUUGCUUGUGCUCUAAGUCAACGAGAACAUAUAUGUGAUACUCUGUUUCGUUGUGGGAAUCUCACCGCCGGUUUCCCUUUCUGGGGAGAGUCCCGACCAGAACCUUGUGGUCAUCCUUCUUUGGUGCUUCAAUGUCACCAGAACAAGACUGCCCUAAUUAUCUCAGGUCAGAUGUACCGUGUUCUCCAAAUAGACAAAACAUCUAACCGUCUUAGACUUGCGAGGGACGACUUCUUAAGUGAAUCAUUCUGCUCUGCUACUUUCACCAGCACAACGGUGACUCCUGAGCUCUUUGAGCUUUUGCCAGACUACACGAACCUCUAUGUUUACUAUGGUUGUAACGCUUGUUUUCAAGAUCCCGUGAAUUUCACAUGUCCAAAACUUGGUGUUGCCUCGGUGCAUCGGGAUAAUAACUAUCAUGAAAACUGUGGUGCGAGUUUCAAAAUCAUUGUUCCCACGAGUUAUGUUCCAGAAGGGGAAUCUUUGAAUGUAACCAAUUUGCAAAAUGUUAUUAAAGAAGGAUUUGAGGUGAAGCUGAGGAUUGCUGAGAGGCCGUGUCAAGAAUGUAAAUCCAGUGGUGGAAUCUGCGCCUACCGCGUUGCAACUCCAGUUUGCUGCAAGGCAGCAAACUCGUCAUCAGAACCCAUAUGCACCCCAAUGAUUCCAUCUGUUUAUGAGCACUGCAGUCCUACGUUUAGAUGUGGCAAGCAGACAGAUCUCUAUUACCCCUUUUGGAAACCUGAUAGAGAAGAGUGUGGUCAUCCGGAAUUCAAGGUCAACUGCAGCGUAGAUUUCGCAGAGUUUACUAUAUCUUAUAUUAAGUUUCAAAUCCUUGAAAUGAACCACGACUCUCGUAUCAUAAGACUUGCUAGAAUGGAUUAUCUCAACAAUCUUUGUCCACAAGACCCUGAGAGCGCUUUAAUCAACCAACAAGUCCUUUAAUUUUCUAACGACACUGAAUUGCUAACUUUUUUCUACGAAUGCCCUAGUCCAAGGGUGGAUUUUCCACCUGGCGAUUACAUUAGACAGCUUCAAUGUGGGGAUACUACUGAUGAGCAAAGUUACUUUGUGAGAAAAGAGCACUCAUCUUCAUAUGAGUUGGUUGGAGCCAUCUCAAAUGAGCUAAGGUCCUCUUGCAA
Molecule: messenger RNA, 1286 nt
Organism: Arabidopsis lyrata subsp. lyrata
Lineage: Eukaryota; Viridiplantae; Streptophyta; Magnoliopsida; Brassicales; Brassicaceae
Product: LEAF RUST 10 DISEASE-RESISTANCE LOCUS RECEPTOR-LIKE PROTEIN KINASE-like 1.3
Exons: 2
Molecular function (GO): polysaccharide binding
Source: RefSeq, a predicted model, not a curated record